AUCGACGCUGUUGUGCUUGCCAAAAACCUGAAAAUUAUCUUUGACAUCUCCAGACAUUCAAUCUAUAAUCCAGUCCUAUAGAUUGUACUUCUAAAUGUCACUCUAUCCACUCUUACCAUCCUUGUUCUUCCCACCAUGAGAUCUAACCAUCUGGAGCAGUCUCCUAAGUAGUCUUUUAAGCUGGCUUCACCAGUCUGUGCCCCUGUCUGGAAUGGGCUCUUCUACCUCCAGCUGCCAUCUUUCCUUUGGAAUUGUUAAUACUGGUACCUACCUUUCAGAUAUUGGUUUAAAUAUUAUUUCAGAACCCAAUUCAGAAAUUGGGUUCUGGGAGACUCUAGUGCUUUCACAUAUGACCUCUUAUGGAAUCUUCACAACCACCCUGGGAAGUUGUAUAUUUUUCCAGUUUUACAGAAGAGAAACAGACUUGAGCAAUUAGUCAAAUUAUGCAAAAUCACACAGGGAUUUCAGAAACUAUGGAUAUACUCUUCAGAAUAAGAGGAGGCCUUGAUCUGGCUUUUCAGCUAGCUACUGCUAAUGAACUUUUUAUCAAGAAGGCACUAAAACAUGUGUUAAGUGAUCUGUCUACCAAGCUUUCUUCAAAUGCACUUGUGUUCAGAAUUUGCCACAGUUCAGUGUAUAUAUGGCCCAACAGUGACAUAAACACCAUUCCAGGAGAACUGACUGAUAGCUCUGCUUGUAAGAACGUAAUGCGCUUUAUUCAAUUUGAGCAGGAAGAAGAUAUAAAACGAAAAUUCAUGAGAAAGAAAGACAAAAAGUUAUCGGACAUGCAUCAAAUAGUAAAUAUAGAUCUUAUGCUGGAAAUGUCAACCUCUCAGGCAGCUGUGACUCCCAUCAUCGAAAGGGAAAACGGAGGACACCAUUAUGUUAAUAUGACUUUACCAGUUGAUGCAGUUAUAUCUGUUGCUCCAGAAGAAACAUGGGGCAAAGUUCGUAAACUUCUAGUUGAUGCAAUUCAUAAUCAACUAACUGAUAUGGAAAAAUGCAUUUUGAAAUAUUUGAAAGGAACAUCUAUUGUGGUCCCUGAACCACUGCACUUUUUAUUACCAGGGCAAAAAAGUCUUGUAACAAUUUCAUAUCCGUCAGGAAUUCCAGAUGGUCAGCUUCAGGCCUAUAGAAAGGAGCUACAUGAUCUCUUCAAUCUGCCUCAUGACAGACCUUAUUUCAAAAGGUCUAAUGCUUAUCACUUUCCAGAUGAACCAUACAAAGAUGGUUACAUUAGAAAUCCACAUACUUAUCUUAAUCCACCUAACAUAGAAACUGGUAUGAUUUAUGUGGUCCAGGGCACAUAUGGCUACCAUCAUUACAUGCAGGAUCGGAUAGAUGACAACGGCUGGGGCUGUGCUUAUCGAUCUCUGCAGACGAUCUGCUCUUGGUUCAAACACCAGGGAUACACAGAGCGGUCCAUUCCAACACACAGAGAAAUCCAGCAGGCUCUAGUUGAUGCCGGUGAUAAACCAGCAACAUUUGUCGGAUCACGGCAAUGGAUUGGAUCUAUUGAGGUACAGCUGGUACUAAACCAACUGAUUGGUGUAACUUCAAAAAUACUGUUUGUCAGCCAAGGUUCAGAAAUGGCCUCUCAAGGACGAGAACUGGCUAAUCAUUUCCAGACUGAGGGAACGCCGAUUAUGAUCGGAGGAGGAGUUUUGGCCCACACAAUACUCGGAGUUACAUGGAAUGAGAUAACAGGGCAGAUAAAAUUUCUGAUUCUAGAUCCACAUUAUACAGGAGCUGAAGAUCUACAGGUUAUUUUGGAAAAGGGCUGGUGUGGAUGGAAGGGUCCAGACUUUUGGAACAAGGAUGCUUACUAUAACUUAUGCCUUCCUCAGCGACCAAAUAUUAUUUAAAGUGUCUUGGAGUCUAAGACUGCAGUAAAGUGGUAUUGUAAAUUUAAUAAAGAAUAAGUUUAAUUUCAGAUUAAAU
Molecule: messenger RNA, 1941 nt
Organism: Microcebus murinus (gray mouse lemur)
Lineage: Eukaryota; Metazoa; Chordata; Mammalia; Primates; Cheirogaleidae
Source: RefSeq, a predicted model, not a curated record